GGAAACGCAUGUGUCAGUCAUUUGUAAGAACUUGGGUCAUCGACACUGUAGACUAUCCUUCUCUGUAGCAAUAGGCUAUAUUGUAUGGCUAUCAACUACAUUUUUUUAUUGUUCUGAUUCUUCAGUGCGCGUGACAUUUCAUCGACAACAAUUAGGUGCUCCUCGACUAGACUCUUGACUGGCUCAGAGUGCAUGCAGUUGCAUCUCUCGCAUCAAUGGAUUUGCGUAAACCGAUCUGGAGUAUCUUGACAGCGCUGGCAGUGCUUGCCCUUAUCGUUGAACAUGCUCAGUCUAAAGUCACCUGGGAAGUCCAACGAUAUGACGGCUGGUAUAACAAUUUAGCCUAUCACAGUCGAGGAGCUGUUGGUUCCCCCCUGGUGCGACUGCUGCCCGCGCGUUACUCUGACGGGGUGCUCCAGCCUCUGCAGGAACCACAGCUCCCCAACCCGCGCAAACUCAGCGAUGUGACGGCCAGGGGCCACUCGGGCCUGCCCUCCGCACACAACCAGACCGUACUCUCUGUGUUCUUCGGUUACCAUGUAAUGUUUGAGAUGCUAGACUCCCGUCCUCCUGGCUGUCCCCCUGAGUUCAUGUACAUCCCCGUCCCAGAGGGAGACCCAGUCUUUGACCCCCACCGUGCUGGCCGGGUCCUGCUGCCCUUCCAGAGGGGGCCCUGGGACAAACACUCCAGCCAGAGCCCCAAUAACCCCCGCACACAGGUGAACCUGGUGACAGCAUGGCUGGACGGCAGCUCUAUCUACGGCCCAUCUAGUUCCUGGUCUGACGCCCUGAGGAGUUUCUCUGGAGGUCUCCUAGCCUCGGGGGAGCAGUUGGACAUGCCCAAGAGGAGCGGGAGCACUAGCCUCAUGUGGAGUGCUGCUGAUCCCUCCACUGGUCAGCAUGGACCUGAGGGACUCUAUGAGUUGGGUAACGCCUGGGGCAACGAGAAUGUGUUCACCAUGGCCGAGGGGAUCGUGUGGUUUCGCUACCACAAUUACAUCGCCUCCCAGCUUGGUGAGAAACACUCGUCGUGGUCGGACGAAGACCUGUUUCAAAACGCCAGGAAGACCGUGGUCGCCACGUUCCAGAAUAUUGCCUUCUACGAAUGGCUGCCUGGAUUCCUGGGGGAGAAGACAAUGCCUCCAUACCAGGGCUACCAGAAGUUUGUGGAUCCAGGGAUCUCACCUGAGUUCCAGGCUGCUGCCAUCCGCUUUGCCACCACGAUGGCCCCACCUGGUGUUUAUAUGAGAAACAGAACUUGCCACUUUCAGAAGGUUGUCAACAUCGAUGGAAGCACGUCCUCAGCCAUUCGCAUGUGUAACAGCUUCUGGAACCGUCAGAACCCCAACCUGAAGUCAGGCCAGGACAUAGACCAUCUGAUUAUGGGCAUGGCCUCUCAGAUCGCAGAGAGAGAGGACAACAUGGUUGUGGAGGACUUAAGAGACUACAUGUACGGUCCUUUGCGUUUCUCACGGUCAGACCUGGUUGCUCUGACGGUGCAGAGAGGCCGGGACUUUGGCCUGCCCAGCUACAACCAGGUCAGAGAGGGGCUGGGCCUGGCCCCUGUGGGGAGGUGGGGAGACAUAAACCCACAGCUCAACAUCACCAACCCACAGUUAUUCAGGGACCUAUCAGACCUGUAUGACGGGGAUAUCUCUAAACUGGAGCUGUUUCCUGGGGGUCUCCUGGAGUCUGUGGACGGUCCUGGUCAGGUCUUCUCCUCUAUCAUACUGGAUCAGUUGAACCGCAUCAGGAACGGGGACCGCUUCUGGUUCGAGAACACACAAAAUGGUCUGUUCACAGCUGAGGAGCUGCAGGCCCUUCGGGACACAACCUUUCAUGACGUCAUUACAGCAGUUACCAGUGCAGAGGCUGAGGACAUACAGAGGAAAGUCUUCUUCUGGAGGGAUGGUGACCCUUGCCCCCAGCCUUCUCAGGUCACGACCUCUGAGCUCCACCCCUGCACCAACGCCACCAAGCUCAACUACUUUGACGACGGAAGCAAAGCUGGCUUUGGCAUCUCAGUCAUCUGCCUGUUCCUCUUUCCUGUUGUGAGCUUCCUCAUGGCCCUUGUGGUGGCCCACUUCAGAAAGUCCAAGUUUAAGAAGUUCCAGAAGAGAGGGGCUGACGACACAACAGAGGAACCUGCUGCUGGAAUCACAGCCUGUGAGUGGCAGGGCCCUAAGAAGCCCCUAUUUCCAGUCAGUCUGUUGAUCGAUGAUAGGAGGAAACUCCAGGUGUUUGACCAGUCUGGACCCGCUCUACGGUCACUCAGUCUGGGUACCCAGACCCACCUGGAGGUCCUGCUGUCCAGCAACAAAUACCGCAGGGCUCUGCUGAUGAAAGUACCCAAAGAGUAUGACCUGGUGCUGUACUUUGAGGACGAGGGCCAGCGUGGAGAGUUUGUCCGGCACCUUCGCUCUGAGGUGACAGCCGGUGGACAGGAGCUGGCGGUGAGGGACAUGACAGAGAAGGAGCUACUGAGAGAGGCAGUGACCAGAGACCAGAGAGCUCAGAUAGUAGAGAACUUCAUCAGGAGUGCCUUUGCCAAGGUCCUGGAGAUAGAGAAUUGUGAUGCCAGGGACAUGAGUGGUGCGUCCUGUAGGAAGACCCGCGAAGCCCUGGAGACUGAGCUGACACGAACUGAAUUUGCCGACGCUCUGGGACUCAAACCGGACUCGCUCUUUGUUGACGCCAUGUUCACGCUGGCCGACAAGGACGGAAACGGAUACCUCUCCUUCCAGGAGUUCCUUGAUGUCAUCGUCAUUUUCAUGAAAGGUUCUCCCGAGGAAAAGUCUAAACUGAUGUUCUCGAUGCACGACAUCGAUGGAGACGGUUUCUUAUCGAAAGAGGAUUUUUCCAGGCUGCUCAGGUCGUUCAUAGAGAUCUCCAGCAGUCUUCUGUCUAAGAGCCAGGCUGAGGAGGCCAUCAAGGACAUGUUGAAGGCCGCAGGUUUCAACGACAAGGAACAGAUUACCUGGGAGGACUUCCACUUCCUGCUCCGGGACCACGAGAAGGAACUGACCUUCGCUCAGCUUAACAUCAAAGGGAUGGAGAAGGAGGGGGGAAACAGACUGAGUCGACACCAGCAUGUGUCUUUCAUCACCCCAGAGAGGAACAGCUCGCCCUCAGAACGGGACACACAGUUCUCCAGUAGCCCGGGGAAAGACGGGCAGGAACUUCGCAGACGACAAGGGAAAAGAUCGGGCCUCCAGAGUCCUAAGGUCUACGUGAAGCCGAAGAAGGAGCGUUACAACAGGAGCCCCAUCCAGCAGAAGAUCCAGCAAUUCAAACGCUUCGUAGAGAACUACCGUCGCCACAUUGUUUGCUUCACUAUCGUCUAUGGCAUCACAGCCGGAGUGGCUCUGGAGAGAUGCUACUACUAUGGUUUACAGGCAUACUCCACGGGCGUGCCAGAGACGUCGGUCGUGGGUAUCUUGGCGUCGCGUGGUUCGGCGGCGGCCAUCUCCUUCCUGUACCCCUACAUGCUGCUGACGGUGUGCCGUAACCUCAUCACCCUGGGACGAGAGACCUUCCUCAACCAAUACAUCCCCUUCGACGCCGCUAUAGACUUCCACCGCUUCAUGGCCAUGUCCGCCCUCUUACUCACAGUUGUCCACUCUCUGGGUCAUGUGGUUAAUGUCUACGUGUUCUCAGUCAGUGACCUCAGCAUCCUGGCCUGUCUGUUCCCUAGGGUCCUAGUCAACAAUGGGUCUGAGAUGCCGAUGAAAUGGUCGUGGUGGUUCUUUCAGACUGUUCCAGGAUUAACGGGCAUCCUGCUUCUCUUCAUCUUUGCGUUUAUGUACGUCUUUGCCACUCACUACUUCCGACGAAUCAGCUUCCGGGGUUUCUGGCUCACACACUACCUCUAUGUGGUUGUCUACAUUCUGACAGUCAUCCACGGCAGCUUUGCUCUGCUCCAGGAGCCUCGUUUCUACAUCUACCUGAUCCCCCCGGGACUGCUCUUCCUCCUGGACAAACUCAUCAGCCUCAACAGGAAGAAGGUGGAGAUCCCUGUGGUCAAUGCUACGCUGCUGCCCUCAGAAGUGACACACCUGGAGUUCAAGCGUCCCCAGGGCUUUGUGUACCGCUCAGGCCAGUGGGUGAGGGUGGCGUGUCUGGCGCUUGGCACAGAUGAGUACCACCCAUUCACCUUGACGUCAGCUCCACAUGAGGAGACCCUCAGCCUUCACAUCCGCGCCAUAGGCCCCUGGACCAGCCACCUCCGAGAGGCAUACGCCCCCAACAACCUGGAACAACUGCGAACAUAUCCAAAGCUGUACCUGGACGGGCCGUUUGGGGAGGGCCACCAGGAUUGGACAAAUUUUGACGUGUCAGUCCUGGUGGGAGGAGGGAUUGGAGUCACCCCCUUCGCUUCCAUCCUCAAGGACCUGGUGUUCAAGUCCUCAGUCAAGUUCAAGAUACAGUGUAAAAAAGUAUACUUUAUCUGGGUGACGCGGACGCAACGUCAGUUUGAGUGGGUGUCUGACAUCAUCCGGGAGGUGGAGGAGCAGGACAGUCUGGACCUGGUCUCUGUCCACAUCUACAUCACACAGCUGGCAGAGAAGUUUGACCUGCGAACCACCAUGCUGUACGUGUGUGAGCGUCACUUCCAGAAGGAGUGGAAUCGGAGCCUGUUCACCGGCCUGCGUUCUGUGACCCACUUCGGUCGUCCACCAUUUCUCUCCUUCUUCAGCUCUCUGCAGGAGGUGCACCCUGAGGUGGGUAAGAUUGGUGUGUUCAGCUGUGGUCCUCCUGGUCUCACUAAGAACGUAGAGAAGGCCUGCCAACAGAUGAACAAGAGAGACCAAACACAUUUCAUACAUCACUAUGAGAACUUCUAACAGCAGGACUGGGGAAUACCCAUAAUACACCACUUACUACUGUGCCGAAUAACAAUGAAAAAAGAACAGUUUAUGAGUCCUUCAGACUAGAUUUUACGACUUACAAAUUCUUUAAAGUAAAAAAAUCAAAUACUGUCUACUGCUUUUACGUAAUACUGCAAAUCAUCUGGAUUCUUUUGUUAAUAAAAAGAAUAGUAGAAUUGUUUUAUGCUGAGUAAUCCCUACAGAUUACCGAGCACUGGAGCAAAGGGAGCAGCUGCAUCCCCACUUUCAAAAUGGAGGUACAAAUGUAUGUUUUUGCACAACCACUUACAUUUUUUUUUAAAACACAAUAUUAUCAUAAUCCAUUGGGUAGAUUUGUCAUUUUCAACGAUUAGCAAUGUUAUGAGCUAGUCUGUAUUACAUAGAUAUGUCCAUUUUAUAGAUGAUGUAAUAAUUAACAGAUUGUAUUUUUGAACCAACCUCCCCACAUCGCCUGAAGAUGAAUGGUUUUGACCACUUGAUCAUGUUGGUUGAUAAUGUUGGUUGAUAAUGUUGGUUGAUAAUGUUGGUUGCUCAUGUUGGUUGCUCAUGUUGGUUGAUAAUGUUGGUUGAUAAUGUUUGUUGCUCCUGCUGUCACUGUUAGAAAGCACAUGUUGAACCACCGGUGUAGAAAAUGACAAGGCACCUGCAAAAUAAAUGUUAUUUUUAAAUCUA
Messenger RNA from Salmo salar (Atlantic salmon), 5540 nucleotides. Its product is annotated as dual oxidase 2. Gene Ontology annotation, biological process: response to oxidative stress; superoxide anion generation; defense response. Lineage: Eukaryota; Metazoa; Chordata; Actinopteri; Salmoniformes; Salmonidae. Gene Ontology annotation, molecular function: calcium ion binding; superoxide-generating NAD(P)H oxidase activity; heme binding. The record is from RefSeq and is a predicted model, not a curated record. Gene Ontology annotation, cellular component: plasma membrane; NADPH oxidase complex.